CUGAGCCACUCCCACUCACAUCGUCCCAGUAUCCGAACGGAACCGAUCGAGGUGUCACCACAAGGAAGUGCCGAAUCAUCCUCCGAUUCGAGAUCCCCACUUGGCCACUCGGCGUUGAGCAUGGAUCACCUGCAAGUUCACCCAGGCACGGCGCCCGCGGGCAACGUGGAGGUGGAGAUAGGCCAGGGCCACCACCAAGCGCAAGCGGCCGUGCACCCGCAGCUGCCAACGGCGCACGGCCGCCCGGCCAUGAACCAGCAGCACCUCGGCGCGCAGGGCCCGAACACCUGGGUCGGCAACGACGCCAACACGCUGCUUGUGGUGGCCACGCUGAUCACCACGCUCACGUACCAGCUCGGCACCAACAUCCCCGGCGGGUACUGGCAGGACACCAAGACGCAGGACGGCAGGGACCUGUACCGCGCCGGCGACCCCAUCAUGCGCGACCUGCACCGGCCCAGGUACUGGAUGUUCAUGGCGGCGAGCUGGGUGGGGUUCGGGAGCUCCAUGGUGAUGACGUUGAGCCUGCUGGUGCGGAUGUCGGUGGACUCGCGGCACGUGCGGUGGUCCUUCGUCGUGGCCUACUCCAGCCUCGUCCUCACCUUCAUCGUGUCGCAGCCCAAGACGCACCUGUCCAUCGACAUCCUCGUCUGGGCGGCCGUCCUCGCCUUCCUCUGGCUCAUCGUCAGCGUCCGCCCGGCGCACCGCACGCGCAUCGCCCAUGUCCUCUGCUGCAACCACACCACAACAGAAUGACGGAUCUCGCUCCCACGUCGAGUCCACUCACUAGGCCAUUACAUAGAUAGUUAGGUCAUCGCGAGGGAAGCAGUGUGUCUAGUUUUAUCGGAGGAAGAGUAGUUAGCCCGCUGUUUUCUAGGAGUGAUAUGAUUGCCAUUUUCUGUUUCAAGAUGUAUGACUUGGAAUUAAUACUGCUGAUAUUAGUAUUGAAUUGACUGGCAAUCCUUUAGCCACAGUUCUUUCCGAGUGCCAGACUUGUAAUCUCAUCUCAGUACUCCUACUGUAAAUAACCUUCUCUGGUCUUGAUGAAA
Lolium perenne is the source of this 1049-nucleotide messenger RNA. RefSeq lists its product as uncharacterized. The record is from RefSeq and is a predicted model, not a curated record. NCBI's taxonomy places the organism in Eukaryota, Viridiplantae, Streptophyta, Magnoliopsida, Poales, Poaceae. Gene Ontology annotation, cellular component: plasma membrane.